AUGAAUAGAAGAAAUAUAGGUCCAUUGAAUGUGCCAGCAGUUUAUGUUGCUUAUUUCUCGACAUUUGGCGCUAUGGCAUGGCAUUUAUUAUUAUUUAAUGAAUCUGUUGAUAAUUUACAUGGACCUAUUUUAUCACCAAUAGCAAUUACUGAUAAUACACCAGCCUAUCGACUUGCUGGUGAGAGUAUUCGAGCU
Molecule: messenger RNA, 195 nt
Organism: Rotaria sordida
Lineage: Eukaryota; Metazoa; Rotifera; Eurotatoria; Philodinida; Philodinidae
Source: the annotation of a GenBank genome assembly